UUACAGGUGUGUGUUUCCUCAGAGGACUGAUCUUAUUUUAAUGAAGAGAUGAAGACGGAACAAAUCAUUAUUUUCAUUUGUUUGUUACAAGGUGUUUGGUGUGGAGAUUGGAACAUCAGUCUGCCAAAGAAGACUGAAGCUCUGAGUGGAUCCUGUGUGAGCAUAAACUGCAGAUUUGACAUUGAUAACAAAUAUGACAAUGAUCUGACUGACAGUGCUGCAGGAGUGUGGAGUAAAGAUGGGCAUCUAGACAACAAUAUUGUGUUUAACUCCAGCAAGUCCAAUCUCUUUUUUAAAGGGAACAUAACUGGAAAAUUAAAAAGCAAGGACUGCACUACCAUCUUUUAUAAUGUUACUUCAAAUUACAGUGGUACAUUUUUCUUCCGGAUUGAGGGUAAUGGUGGACUGAAAUAUACCUAUACACAAAACACAUCAAUAGCUGUGAUCGACUCUCCCCCCAAUCCCACAGUGCAGAUGUUUAAGGAUCAGAUGAAGGUUGAGGUUCAGGAGGUGUUGGAGGGGAGCUCUAUGUGUCUGCGCUGCUCUACUAAGACUCUCUGCUCCUCUUCUCCACCAACUCUCACAUGGAGCUCCACUGACAGACUCCACCUCAAUGAGAACAGCAGACUACAGCUGGAUCAACAGAAUCAAACUGAGAUCAUCUCUGAUCUGAACUUCACUGCUACUCACCUUCAACAUGGAGUCACUUUCAUCUGCACUAUAACCUACCAGCUACAGCAGAGGAUCAAAACAGCACAGAGCAACAUCACAUUACGUGUUCUGUAUGCUCCUAAAAACACAUCAGUGUCUGUGUUUCCAUCUAACUCUGUACUGGAGGGCAGAUCAGUGACUUUGAUCUGCAGCAGUGAUGCAAAUCCAGCAGUGCUCACCUGGUACAGAGAGAAUGGAGGACAGCUGAAGGAGCUGCAGACUGGAUAUAAUCUCACCUUCAAUGUGACUGAUCGUACACACACAGGACGCUACUACUGUCAAGCAAGAAACCAACAUGGCACCAAAAACACAUCAGUGUGGCUGGACAUUCAGUAUGCUCCUAAAAACACCUCAGUGUCUGUGUUAUCUAACUCUGUACUGGAGGGCAGUUCAGUGACUUUGAUCUGCAGCAGUGAUGGAAAUCCAGCAGUGUUCAUCUACACCUGGUACAGAGAGAAUGGAGGACAGCUGCAGACUGGAUAUAAUCUCACCUUUAAUGUGACUGAUCGUACACACACAGGACGCUACUACUGUCAAGCCAAAAACCAACAUGGCACCCAAAACACAUCAGUGUUGCUGGACAUUCAGUAUGCUCCUAAAACCUCAUCAGUGUCUGUGUUUCCAUCUAACUCUGUAUUGGAGGGCAGUUCAGUGACUUUGAUCUGCAGCAGUGAUGGAAAUCCAGCAGUGUUCAACUACACCUGGUACAGAGAGAAUGGAGGACAGCUGGAUGAGCUGCAGACUGGAUAUAAUCUCACCUUCAAUGUGACUGAUCGUACACACACAGGACACUACUACUGUCAAGCCAAAAACCAACAUGGUACCGUUAACGCAUCAGUGUUGCUAGACAUUCAUUAUCCAACCAAAAUCUAUCUCUUCAGUUGUAACAGAACUAAUGUAACUGUGUGUUUGUGUGAGGCUCAUGGGAAUCCCUCUCCUAAAGUGGAUUGGUUUCUAUCUGGACGUCCUGUCAGUAACUCUACAAACACAUUCAUCAGUGAGGAGCGAUUGAGCAGCACAGACUUGAGGAGCUUCAUUUCUCUCCAUCAGUCACUUACACACACAGACACUCUGCAGUGUGUCACCACCAACACUCACGGCACUGCUAGUGAACUGAUUCAACUGGUUUGCAGUCCUCAUGAGACGACUGAUUUCUUAUCAGGUUUCAGUCUUUUCUCUGUGCUGAUCGGAGCUGCUAUUGGAGCUUCAGUAAUGAUGAUCUUGUGUGUCAUCACCCAUCUCUGUAAACGAAAUAAAAACAGCAGAUCCUCAAAGACAAGACGAGAAGAUACAGCUGGACUUAUUCUGACUGACAGGGAGAAUGAAGAACCUGUUUAUGCCAAUAAAGCUGUGUUGUCACCUGCUAAAAAUACUUCAAUGAAUUACCCACAAUCCCUUCAUUAUUCCUCCAUUGACUUCACAAACACCCAAACAGAGUCAGAAGAGAUCAGGGGCGUCUCCUCACUUACUGCUGUCUAUGCUGAUGUCCGACAUUCAGGACAAGAGGAAGCAAAGACCUCUGUGGGAAGCAUUGAACCUCUGCCCAACAGCAACAUAUCAACAGUUGAAAUAGCAGACAGUACAGCAAGAGAUCCACAAUUUAACAUCAGUACAGACACUGAGCAAACUCAGUCAAAGAAAACUGAUUUGCAGUCAGAUGAAGUUUCUGAUCUUUACGCACAAGUAAAAUACUGCCAUCCAAAGAAUAAAAAAUAGGUAACUUGGCAUUUUAUGCUAUGACAAAUUUUAAAGAGUCUCCAUUCGAAAGAUUUUUAAAGAUAUUUCUACAGAGACUUAGGAUUGUUAUGUCAUAAAAAAGUACAUAUAAAAAUACAGUAUUAAUUAUAAAUUAAAAUGAAUGCAGAAUGAUUUUAUGUUUUUCCUUUAAAUGUAUGUUUGUGUGUAUAAUAUGUGUAUAGCAUUUUUGUAGUUGAAUUUGAUAAAUUCUAGGUUUUAAUCUAUGAUAAUUAACAUUUAUUAGGUUUAAAGUAUAUACCACAGGAAUACGCUGAUGUGUCUAGUUUUAAAGUAGGCCGACAUUAAUAAAUAGAAACUCCCUUAGGGAAAUCAACAAUAGCAAAAUUUACAGAAACUGUGAUGUUUAUAUAUUGUUAACCAUAUUCUCUAACAGCUUGCUUGUUUUGAUUUACUUUAUUGUUAUUUUGUGUGCUCUAUGA
Paramisgurnus dabryanus is the source of this 2888-nucleotide messenger RNA. The record is from RefSeq and is a predicted model, not a curated record. Lineage: Eukaryota; Metazoa; Chordata; Actinopteri; Cypriniformes; Cobitidae.